CUUAGCCAACACCCCAUCACCUGGGCCGGCCGGCGGGAGCAAACAGACAACGCGCAGCAUCCCUCUGCUCAUAUUUUUGCUUCGACGGAACCGUGCCGCGGGUAUUGGUCAAUCUGCCGUCUUGUGCCACUGCCAGUGCUAAAAGACCAGAUUACGACAUGCUCCAUUCUGGCAGAGAAGAGAGGGGGGAAUGGAUACGGCGUCACGAGAGACACGCAUUGCGGCUGUCAUUUCUCAGAUGGGUUGCUUCUCUCUAUCUUUUGGCUCGACGGUCAGGCGACAAGUUGAACGGUAAAAGCAAAACUAGGCUUGCGCAGUUUAGCCAGGGGAACCCAGCGAGAGCGCUAUUGACACAACGGACCCCCUUUUUUUUCGAGCUUCUCCUUCUCUCGUCAGAUAUUGCGAAUGCGUACAUGUAUGGCGUUCUUUCACGAAAGCUAUUUUGCCACAAUCAUGCCGUAGCAAUUCUCUGCCAAGACGGCUGUAACAUAAGUUGGCCUGGUGAGUACUGGCAAUGCAAUGCUUCUCUUCCUUUUUCUUUUCUUCUUUUAUUUUCUUUGUUCUCUCAAGCACACUCAAUGUGCCAAAUCAAUGCUGGUUCAACAUGAUUCGUGCUGCAAGCAAUUUAUUUAUUUAUUUAUUUUUGGCCCUUCUUCCGUCAGAUAUUAGCGGUUGUUGAAAUUAAACCUUGCCGCUCUCUUAUUACCGUGGACUCUACGAUGUCUGACAGAGCCUAUACGGUACAACAAGCAAGGUCCGGGGACGCCAGCUACUGUUCCACACAGUAUCUCUCCACAAAAACUAGCCGUCCAGGGUACAUGUUUUUGUAUCCAUCACUCCUGGCAUCUCUGUGCCUGGCGAGAGAGAGAGAGAGAGA
Molecule: messenger RNA, 877 nt
Organism: Trichoderma asperellum CBS 433.97
Lineage: Eukaryota; Fungi; Ascomycota; Sordariomycetes; Hypocreales; Hypocreaceae
Source: RefSeq, a predicted model, not a curated record